This is a messenger RNA of Alnus glutinosa, 1310 nucleotides long. Its product is annotated as tetraspanin-2. The transcript has 2 exons. Bases 107 to 916 code for a protein of 269 amino acids. Gene Ontology annotation, cellular component: plasmodesma; plasma membrane. Lineage: Eukaryota; Viridiplantae; Streptophyta; Magnoliopsida; Fagales; Betulaceae. The record is from RefSeq and is a predicted model, not a curated record. Gene Ontology annotation, biological process: auxin-activated signaling pathway.
CAAUCGCUUUUGUCUGCAAUAGGAGCGCCCCAGCUACCUUACUUUGCACACCCACAAGAUCCUCAUCUAUCACUCUGACUCUCAAUUCCACGCCUUCCUCUGAGCCAUGGGAGUGAGCAACAACGUAACAGCAAUCCUCAACUUCGUGGCCUUCCUGGCCGCCAUCCCCAUCAUCGCCUCUGGCAUCUGGCUGGCCAACAAGCCCGACAACGAGUGCACCCACUACUUCCGGUGGCCCGUCGUCAUCCUCGGCGCGCUUAUCCUACUCGUUGCCCUGGCGGGCUUCGUCGGCGCCUAUUGGAACCGCCCGGGCCUCCUCGCCUUCUACCUCUGUUGCAUGGCCAUCCUUAUCGGCCUCCUCCUCAUCCUCCUCGUCUUCGCCUUCAUCGUCACGCGCCCCGACGGAGGCUACUCCGUCCCCGGCCGAGGCUACAAGGAGUACCGGCUCGACGGCUUCUCAGCGUGGCUCAGAGACCACGUCACCAACUCCGGGAACUGGGAUAAGAUUAGGACCUGUUUGGCUGAGUCUGACUUUUGUCCAAAGCUUAACCUCAAUUACAUCUCCGCUGAUCAGUUCUUCGCGGCUCAUAUCUCUCCUCUUCAGGCAAGAUGCUGUAAACCUCCAACAGCUUGUGGGUACGGUUAUGUGAACCCAACAUUGUGGGUAAACCCGGCAAACCCGGCGGUUGACCCGGACUGCCUCUUAUGGAACAAUGAUCAAACCCUACUGUGCUACAAUUGCAACUCUUGCAAGGCUGGUCUAUUGGGGAACCUGAGAAAGGAAUGGAGAAAAACCAAUGUGAUUCUCAUUGUUGCAGUGGUGGUGCUCAUAUGGGUCUACCUCAUUGCCUGCAGUGCCUUCAAGAAUGCACAAACAGAGGACCUCUUCCGCCGCUACAAACAGGGCUGGGUUUGAUCUUGUUACUGUCUCGUGACUUGUCACAUUGGUGGUAAUGGUUUGAUUCGGAUCUCCGGCAAUUUGAUGUCCGAAUUACUAAGAGUUCUUUCACAUUUACUGUCCGAAUUGUUAGCAUCUGGACAGCAAAAUUACUGAAGAUCUCUAUCCGUAUUGGUUUGCGUUCUUUUUUAUCCUUUGAUGGGAGUGUCUUUGUCACUAGUGUAUAUACAUUUCUCUGUUGUUUUCUAUCUAGAAUGAACACAGACGGUACUUCUGAAAGCAAUUGCUGCAAAAAAGGAGUUUUCGGAUGCUGACUAGUGGGUAGUAUUUAAUUUUGUGUGAAGAUGAGAAUAGAGAAUCCCAAUAAUGAGGUUUCCAUCCAUGAGUAUAAGAUUCUUCUAUUUCAGUGGUA